AUGGAAAGUUCAAGAAAGAAAGUCGUUAUUACAGGAAUCUCUGGUUUUCUUGGCUCUCAAGUAUGCAAAACAUUCUUAGAGUCUGGAAAGUACCAUGUCAGAGGCACUGUUAGAGAUAAAAACAAUGAAAAAAAGAUAGGUCCUCUUAGAAAAGCUUUUGGAUCUCUUUUUAAUGACCUAGAAUUGGUUGAAGCUGAUUUGAUGAAUGCUCAAUCUCUAGAUUCAGCUAUCCAAGGUAUGGAUUUUGUCAUUCACACAGCAUCUCCUUUCCCUGGAGAGAAGCCAAAGGAUGAGAAUGAAAUCAUAAAGCCAGCAGUAGAAGGUACUAUGGCUGUGGUUAGAGCAGUUCACAAGUAUAAAGUAAAGAGAGUUGUCAUCACAUCUAGCGUUGCCUCUAUAAUGUUUUAGACUGAAGAAACCAAGAAAGAUAUAUACACUGAAGCGGAUUGGUCUAAUCUCAAAGGAUGUGAGCCUUAUGAGAAAUCUAAGACCUUAGCUGAAUAAGCUGCCUGGGAUUAUUUGAGAGAUUUACCUGAAAAUGAGAAAUUUGAGCUGGUUACAAUAAAUCCAUCUUUAAUCCUAGGACCUAGUAUUGUUCAAUCCGAUUUUACCUCUGGGAUUGUCAUUCAAAAAAUAAUGGGAGAAAAAUUCCCAGGAAUGCCAAAAAUUAUGUUCCCAAUUGUUGAUGUCAGAGAUGUAGCUCUGGCUCAUUUGAGAGGAAUCGAAGUGGAAGAAGCCAAAGGUAAUAGAUUCAUUCUUAGUUGCAAAGGAGUCUGGUUUGUUGAGAUAGCCUCAGCACUUAAGAGUGAAUUUGGAAAGUCUUACAAAAUCAAAGAUAAGGAAUUAAGUUAUUGCACAAUCAAAAUUGCAGCAUUAUUUGACAAAUCAGUGAAACUUAUAGUACCUAUGUGGGGCAAAACACUCAACCUUGAAAACUAAAAGUCAAGAGAUAUUCUUGGAAUAGAUUACAUCUACCCUCAAAAGAGUGUCAUCGAUAUGGCUCACAGUAUGAUUGAAUCAGGCCUUAUCAAAAACAAGAUUAAGAAAUGA
Messenger RNA from Stylonychia lemnae, 1050 nucleotides. The record is from the annotation of a GenBank genome assembly. Lineage: Eukaryota; Ciliophora; Spirotrichea; Sporadotrichida; Oxytrichidae.